Molecule: messenger RNA, 2477 nt
Organism: Myzus persicae (green peach aphid)
Lineage: Eukaryota; Metazoa; Arthropoda; Insecta; Hemiptera; Aphididae
Exons: 7
Coding region: 926-2089 (387 amino acids)
Source: RefSeq, a predicted model, not a curated record
UAUAUGGACUAAUACAAUAAUAUAAAUCGUAUAGUUUUAGUCACGGUUUAAGACAUACGCGUAUCUUAAAUUGUGGUUUUAGUAAAUCUACGUCAUUUAUAUGGUUAUAAAGAAAAUGGAAAAGUCGCUCGACGAAAAACAUCUUUUUAAUCAUGCCCACCACCCCGCGUCUAACCUUCUUGUCAGAGAUACGAUCUAACGCCGACGAUAAAGUAUCGUUCCGAACUUAAAGUGGCUGUGAGGUGUGUAGGGUUCGCUCUGCAGGGUUGAAACUCGGGGCCGUCAAUAAACGUUUUAUAGACCAACAACGCCGUGUAAAAACGUAUAUUUUAUAGUCAUAACUAUAUUAUAAUCACGAAAUUGACUGAUAAACCAAUAUAAGGUACCUCUAUAAUGAUGCCACGGCCAAGAUAUUUUAUUUUACGACGACAAAAUGAAUUUUAAAAAGCAGUUUUGGGAUAGGAAAUACGUACAUGCCCAGACGGGCCCGUUACGCCACUGGCGGCGGCGGCAAAUUACAGACUAUUGAUCAGACCGCGUGCACAUAUUGCUCCACCCACACCCCAUCAGCGGCGGCGGCGGCAGCUCAAUUGUCUAAGUUUUAGCCAUCGCUGCUGCAGACUGCAGUCGGCGGAACACGCGACCGCGAGAGACUCUAUAUAAAUAUUAUUACACCGCCAUUGAUACAGUAAUCUAUUACAACAAUAUAAUAUAAUCACAAUGUUGAGCAGAAUCUACCUAUAGUCAGCUAUUCGUGUAAAGCGUACGCUUCAGUCGCGGGACACCAAACUACCCCUGUACUUACCCGCAGCAUUCACCUACUGUAUUUACUUGCUCAUCAAAUCCAACCACCGCGUAACAUUAUCGUCUACCUCCAUUCGCCUAGCUCCCCAAAACUGACGCUUCGUCGUCAUGCCUGUGGCAGAUGAGCAGUGACGUGAGCAGGCGAUUUUCGUCGGCCGUCGGCGGCGGCGGCGGCGGUGGUGGUGGCUGCAAGAAAAUGCGGAAACGGAAGGAACUGGACGCGCUAACCGGAUGCACGGUGGUCGGCGUCAACAGGAACCGUAGGCUGAUGACGUGCUCGUCCGACUCGGACUCUUGUUCGUCGUCUCGGGCGCCGCCCACGCCCAUAAAGCUCCGGCGGCAGAUCACACGCAGGCGGAAACGGACGUUCGUCGCCGACACCUGGUGCAGCGCCCUGAGGAUGUUCCUGACGUUUGGCUGUGUUGUGUGGGUCGUGUUCGAGACGUACACGUUCCUCGACGUGCGCAAGAUUCAAGCGCACUUGCAAUCGCAACUCGAUGAAGUUGCUGCUGGCAAUCGUGGAGUUCCAGAUGACCUUCAGAAAUGUCAUGCCAUGUCCAAACAACUUCAACAAAACCAGACCGAUAUCAAUCAACGUCUAACAGUGUAUGACGGACAGAUCACAAACUUAACGCUUCAGGUUGCUAAUUUGGGUUCAAGGUUAUCGCUAGUUGAGAAAAAAAUCAAUGAGAACACAGACCUUUUAUCAAAUCCAGAUGCCACAAAAGACCCAUCCAUAAAAGUCCUAUCAUCAGAAGUUGCUAAACUUGGUAGUACUUAUCAAGACUUAAGUGGCAGUGUAAAAUCGCUCAAAGAUACUACUAGUUCAUUGCAGUCAUACCAAACAACAUUGAAAGCAAACAUUACUUCAAUAAGUGAAAAAUUAAAUAAUGUCGGCAGUAUUAAAACUGAUGAAACUAUGAUCAACAAUGUGUCUGGAAAGUUGCAUGAACUAAUUGAAAAUUUAGGUUUGAAUGUCACAACGUUAAACCGUACUCUUACCAGCCGAAUCGAUUGGUUAUCUGGAGAUCAAAAAACUAAUGGGGCAGAAAUAGAGAAAUUGAAAGAGGACAGUCAGAAAUUAAACGCUCAAGUGAAAACAAUUGACACUAAAUUAACGACAUCAUUUAAUGAAGUGAACUCAAAAGUUAUAUCUCUUAGAACUCAAAUUGACAAGAUUGCAACUAAUGUUACCAGUUUACAUGCUCAAUCAAAUUCCGAUGACUCUCUUACGAGUUCAGGUCAAUUAAAAGGUGAUAAAAAUGGAACUCAGACAAAAUCCUAAUAUUAGUAUUUUUUGUGUUAUAUUGAAUGUGCACAAUGUUGUUGAAUAAUUUUGUUUUAUUUUUUUUUCUUAAAAUAAUAGUUAAAAUGUUUAUGUUUGUAUUUGAUUUAAUGAGUCUUGUUUUGGUAUGAAUUUGUUUGAUUUAAAAAUUAAAAAUAAUGUACCUCUAAAUAAUCUUUUUAAUCUAUUUGAUGGACUGUUUGAUAGUAAUAUUUAUAAUUCCUAUUAAAUAUUUAAAUCAAAAUUUGUAAAAAAAAAUCAUUUUAACUGAGAUAUUAUGAACUUUAUACAUUUGAGAGCAAUGUUGUUUUUUUGCCGAUCAUAUUGUACUCUUUUUCUAGUAUAUACAUUUGAAAAUUAUUACAAUAAAAAAAAAAUUAUUUUUCUA